Scophthalmus maximus (turbot) is the source of this 1087-nucleotide messenger RNA. RefSeq names its product peroxisomal membrane protein 2 (gene pxmp2). Bases 105 to 689 code for a protein of 194 amino acids. The transcript has 5 exons. Gene Ontology annotation, cellular component: cytoplasm; membrane. The record is from RefSeq and is a predicted model, not a curated record. Lineage: Eukaryota; Metazoa; Chordata; Actinopteri; Pleuronectiformes; Scophthalmidae.
CGCGAUGACGUCACCCGGAAGACUCGGGCGGAGUUCCAUGUCAACUUCGGCCCCGGGACUCUUGUUUGCGGUGGCGAUGUUCGGGCGGUCGAAGAAGUGACAACAUGCCUGUGGAGAGUCGGCCGCUCCGGGACGCGUCCUUACAUUUCCGUGUGCUGCAGCAGUAUCUGUUUCUCCUGAAGAAAUACCCCGUCCUCACCAAGUCGGUGACGAGUGGCAUCCUCUCAGCCUUAGGAAAUCUUCUGUCUCAGAUUUUGGAGGCGAGAAAAAAGGCCAAAACCGGAGCCCCGGUCAGUGAGCUGGAGACGGCCGGAGCUGCACGCUACGCCAUUUAUGGAUUGUUUAUUACAGGACCGGUGAGCCACUUCUUCUACCAGCUGAUGGAGACGUGGCUGCCCGCCACCGACCCAUACUGUAUAGUCAAACGGCUGCUACUGGAUCGGCUCUUUUUUGCCCCCGGCUUCCUGCUCAUUUUCUACUUCGUUAUGAACAUCCUGGAGGCGAAAGGGCGGGAAGACUUUGAGAAGAAGAUGAGGGGAAGUUAUUGGACUGCUCUGAAGAUGAAUUGGAAAGUUUGGACUCCCUUUCAGUUCAUCAAUAUCAACUUUGUGCCUGUUCAGUUCAGAGUGCUGUUCGCCAACAUGAUCGCCUUAUUUUGGUAUGCCUACCUUGCAUCAGUGAGGAAAUGAGGCUUCCGAAGAAAACCAAUCUGGAGGAAUCUGUCUUCACAGUGGCUUUGUGGCAUACAAAGCAGGCUGCUUAAUGUACGACGCUAAACCUGUUCCUAAUCUGGUCUAUAAUUUUCAAUUUAAUCCACUAUAACAGUUUCCUGUCUUGUUUUGGAAACAUGACUGUGUUUGUGAUAAUAGAACAUAUUAAAUGUAACAAUGGCAAUAAUGAAUUUCUCUUUUUACAGUAACCAGUUAACAAAGUUUUACUAUGUUGUAUUUGUCAGUUUAAAAUUCUAACAAUUGAUCCUUGUAUUGCCAGAACAUAAAAUCACUGUAAACAAAAACAAAACAUGAUAUUUGUCGCUUAAAUAAAGCACCAGGUUUUCAGAAUAACAAUAAAAACAGCUUAACAAGCA